ACUUCUCUUCUCUUCUCUUCUCUUCUUUGCUCACUUAUUCAUUCCUUCAAGCAAAAGAAAAACCUUACUCUCUCUUUCUCCCUAUGAUCAUAAUCUUCAAUUUUUCAAGCUAAAUGAUCCAUUAAGAACCCUACGAUUUCAACAUGAGCAACAGCAACAAUGCAAUUAUCACCACCUCCACCUCCACCUCCAAUGGCAGUAACACUGCCCAUUCCAAUCCGCAUGAUCCCGCUUCCUACUUCCUGAAGCUCGCGCGGCAAUACUCUCCGGCGGCUGGAGCUCCUUUUGCGUCCAAGAUGAUGGAAGAGGACGGCCGGGAGGAUGAGCCUACUGAGCUCAACACGAUCAACAGCUCCGGAGGGUUUCUUGUGAUGUCCACAGAUAAGCUUUCUGUUAAGUACACAAAUGUUAAUCUUCAUGGUCACGAUGUUGGCGCUGUUCAAGCCAAUAAGCCUGCUCCUGUUAAGCGGCUUGUUUAUUACUUCGAGAUUUAUGUUAAGAAUGCUGGGGCUAAAGGGCAGAUUGCUAUUGGGUUCACUAAGGAGGGCUUUAAGAUGCGCAGGCAACCCGGUUGGGAAGCAAACAGUUACGGGUAUCAUGGAGAUGAUGGUUAUCUGUAUCGUGGACCAGGAAAGAGUGAGCCUUUUGGUCCAACCUUUACAGCCAAGGAUACAGUUGGUGCUGGUAUUAAUUAUGUUUCUCAGGAAUUCUUUUUCACUAAAAAUGGAGCAGUAGUUGGAGCAGUGUCCAAUGAAAUGGAAGGUCCCUUGUUCCCUACAGUCGCUGUUCACAGCCAGAAUGAAGAGAUUGAAGUCAACUUUGGGCAGAAACGAUUUGCUUUUGAUCUUAAGGAAUAUGAAGCACAGGAAAGGAUGAAGCAACAACUUUCAAUUGAGAAAAUAUCCUUGCCGCCAAAUAUCAGUUAUGGACUUGUUCGCUCCUACUUACUGCAUUAUGGCUAUGAGGAGACUCUCAUUUCAUUUGACUUGGCUGGUAAAAGUACUAUCCCACCUAUAUGUAUAGCUCAAGAGAAUGCGGUUGAUGAGCAGGAUAUCAUGUAUGCAUUAAACCAAAGAAGAACUCUUCGACAGCUAAUUAGGAAAGGUGAUAUUGAUGCUGCAAUCAGUAAACUUCGUGAUUGGUACCCAAAGAUUGUUGAGGAUGAAGGGUCGGCCACUUGCUUUUUGCUUCACUGUCAAAAAUUUAUUGAAUUGGUUCGGGUUGGAUCUCUGGGAGAGGCUGUGAGAUAUGGAAGGAUUGAAUUGGCAAAGUUCUUUGAGUUGCCUGGGUUUGAUGAUCUAGUUCAGGACUGUAUUGCUUUGCUGGCAUAUGAACAACCACAGGAGUCCUCAGUUGCCUAUCUUCUUGAAGACUCGCAGCGUGAGAUAGUGGCCGACGCUGUAAAUGCUAUGAUCUUGUCAACAAAUCCCAGUGUGGAGGAUUUGCAGGCCUGCAUACGCUCGUAUCUUGAGAGGUUACUCAGGCAGCUUACUGCUUGCUGUUUGGAGAGAAGGUCCCUGAAUGAUGAUCAAGGCGAAGCUUUCCAUUUGCAGAGAGUACUUAACAGUGGCAAGAAGGCCAGGUGCUAACUCACAUGAUCUUGUGACAAUCUCUUCCAUCUUUCACUGUUCAUAUUGCCAGUAAACAUUUUCCAGAACUGCAAUUCAAGCGACAGAUAAAACAGCAUUCCACGCGUGCGUGGCUGAGAUUUAAAUUGAGAGUUGGGGUAUUUCUCAAUCUCCCAAAGCUUGUAACCUUGCAAAAUUUGAUAUUGAACUGUGGCCUCUGGCUAUUAUUGGAUGUAGUUAUACAAGUAAUUUCGGGGGGGUUUCCUGUAUAUACGUGGUUUACAGAAACUAUACAUACAUUGUCUUAAAGACUCUCAACAGUUAUGCUCCCAAAUUCCAAAAGAAAACAUGUUGAAAGUUAA
This is a messenger RNA of Manihot esculenta (cassava), 1930 nucleotides long. RefSeq names its product ran-binding protein M homolog. Gene Ontology annotation, molecular function: protein binding. The record is from RefSeq and is a predicted model, not a curated record. NCBI's taxonomy places the organism in Eukaryota, Viridiplantae, Streptophyta, Magnoliopsida, Malpighiales, Euphorbiaceae. Gene Ontology annotation, biological process: cytoskeleton organization; cell surface receptor signaling pathway. The transcript is spliced from 10 exons. Gene Ontology annotation, cellular component: cytoplasm. The coding region runs from base 144 to 1589 and encodes 481 amino acids.